AUGAUGGAAACUCUACAUACGACUUCCCCGAUUCUCAGGAGUCAUGAUGAUGAUGAUCUAAAGUACGAAGACAUCAGAAGUAUACUACGAGUAGUCCCCAACACACACAACAGCUCCCGUCUGCUAGGGAUUAAGAAGCAUAACGCAGGUCCCAUAGCUAUAAUUCUUGCCCCAUCAAAUAUAUCUGCUAAAUUUCAUCGUAACCAGAAAAUACCCGGACUCGAUAGAGAUACAAAAAAUGGAAUAUACGGAGAUGGUUUCACAGGUACAGCUGAAAAAGCAGAAUCUGAAAUCACUGUUGAUAAGGAAAAAGUGGAAGAAGCGGAUCAUAAAAGUUUAGAAAAAUUUGUUAUUAAACAUAGAACAAUCGAUGAAAAGGUAAAAUCACCAACUGUAAAGAGCCACAACUAUACACAUUUCAUUGUUGAUAAAAGUACAUUCAAGAUUGAUAACGAUGACUCAUCCCGAGAAAUAUUAGGUGAUUCAAAUUCGGUGCCUGAUAAAAUUGAAAAUAGUGUGGAUGAUAAAAAUGAAUUUAAUAAUGGUGUUUUAGACGACAUCACGACCGAUUAUAAUACACGCGAGGAACGUAAAGAGAAAGAGAUAUUAAAUGAUUUGAAUAAGAAUUCACCUAAGGUAUCUGUGAAUUAUAUUUUUGGAGAACAGCUUAAUAAAGCACUGAAAGUGUUUUAUCCUGAUAUAGAGUGUAUUCGAACCGAUGUCCGAAAUUGCUCCUAUAGGGUCAUAAACCUACUGUUUAAUUUUCAAAGAUAG
Pieris macdunnoughi is the source of this 774-nucleotide messenger RNA. The record is from the annotation of a GenBank genome assembly. Lineage: Eukaryota; Metazoa; Arthropoda; Insecta; Lepidoptera; Pieridae.